CUGCUGCUGCAGGAGGGCCCCGGGGCGAGCGGAGCAUGGAGCGGCGGCCACCGGCUGCGGCCGCGGGGCUGGGCAGCGCCGUGCGCCGCCCGCCGCACUAAGGCGGUGACGAGCUCUGAGGCGAAACGAGGCGGCGAGCCGAGCCCCGUGGCUGUGUGUGAGCGCGACUGAGGCGGCAGCGGCGGCUCCUCCCGGAGGGUUUCUCGGGGCUGUGCGCCUUCUCCCCUCGCCCGGGCAGAGGCGGGCUGCCGGCGCUCCCCCGCGGGCGGCAUGAGAGCGGCGCCCUGAGGGACCGGCGGAGCGGGGCUCGCCCCGAGCAAGCCUCCCUCGGGGGCCGCGGCCGGCGGAUCGGGCUCGGCUGGGACCUGCCAUGCCUGCCCUGGCUCCUCCCAUGGCAUGAGCCCGUGCUCUCCUCCCCUCUCCGCCUGCUUUUGGUCUUUCUCCGAUCCUGGGCUGUCAGAUGGGAUAACGCGCACCCGGGCGUGCGGCGCUCGGCGAGGGAGCGGUGGAGGUAACUGGUGACGGCCGUCGGCUCGCCCGGAGUUGAAGAUGAGCUGGCGGUGGCCUCGCCAGCACGGGAACGGCGGCUCCUCCGUCCUGUUGCUGCUACUGCUGUGGCACUGCCGGGUCCUGCCGGCCGGCGCCGAUAACGCCAGCCAGGCGUACUACACCGCCCUCAUCAACGUGACGGUGCUGAGCCCCGAGCGCGGUGGCCCCACGCUGCUGAGGAUCGACCGCGGCCGCUACGGACAGGAUUCCCCCAAGGUGGAGGUCAAGGGCCUGCUCGUGGCUCCCGUCCCCAUCAACGGAGUUGCAGAUCGCCUGGGCUGUGACCCUCGAACACGUUUUCAAGUUCCACCAAACACCAAGCAGUGGAUUGCUUUACUACAGCGAGGAAACUGUACAUUUAGAGAGAAAAUACUGCGAGCAGCUUCACAUAAUGCCUCAGCUGUGGUCAUUUACAACAAUAUAUCCAGUGAAGAACCUGUUACAAUGACCCAUCAAGGGACUGGAGACAUUGUUGCUGUCAUGAUUACAGAAUCAAAGGUUAAGGAGAUCCUGAAUUACUUGGAGAAGAAUAUCUCUGUCCUGAUGGCAAUAGCAGUCGGGUCCCGUGUUCCUCCUAAAAACUUCAGUCGGGGCUCUCUAGUCUUUGUGUCAAUAUCAUUCAUUGUUUUGAUGAUAAUUUCUUCAGCAUGGUUAAUAUUUUACUUCAUCCAGAAGAUCAGGUAUACCAGUGCACGUGACAGGAAUCAGCGUCGUCUUGGAGAUGCUGCCAAGAAAGCCAUCGGUAAAUUGACAACCAGGACAGUAAAGAAAGGUGAUAAGGAAACAGACCCAGACUUUGAUCAUUGUGCUGUCUGCAUUGAGAGUUACAAGCAGAACGAUGUUGUUCGCAUUUUACCAUGCAAGCAUGUUUUCCACAAAGCCUGUGUGGAUCCAUGGCUUAGCGAGCACUGUACAUGUCCAAUGUGUAAACUGAACAUUUUGAAGGCACUGGGAAUUGUGCCAAACGUGCCAUGUACAGAUAACGUAGCCUUUGACAUGGAGAGGCUCACCAGAGGCCAGCCAGCGAGCAGGCGAUCAGCACUCGGUGAUUUUGCCAAUGACAGCUCUCUCAGCCUGGAGCCCCUGCGCACCUCUGGGAUGUCACAGCUUCCACAGGAUGGGGAGCUAACGCCAAGGUCAGGAGAGAUCAACAUUGCUGUGACAAAAGAAUGGUUUAUUAUUGCCAGUUUUGGCCUCCUCAGUGCCCUUACACUCUGCUACAUGAUCAUCAAAGCCACAGCUAGCUUGAAUGCUAAUGAAGCAGAAUGGUAUUGAAGAAACGCUUUCCGGCCGAUUGCCUUGGAGAGAGACACCUAUUUUUAUGCAUCAUUUAUCGAUCAUGCAGCACAAGCAAUUAUUUAGUACAUUCUAUUUUUUCAUAAAAUUUGCUGAUGCCAAAGCUUUGUAUUAAGGAAAAAGUGAAGAAAUAAAAAACCCCCUUUAAUUAUGAAA
Messenger RNA from Pezoporus occidentalis (night parrot), 2001 nucleotides. RefSeq names its product ring finger protein 130 (gene RNF130). NCBI's taxonomy places the organism in Eukaryota, Metazoa, Chordata, Aves, Psittaciformes, Psittacidae. The transcript has 9 exons. The coding region runs from base 550 to 1824 and encodes 424 amino acids. The record is from RefSeq and is a predicted model, not a curated record.